Molecule: messenger RNA, 1212 nt
Organism: Enterobius vermicularis (human pinworm)
Lineage: Eukaryota; Metazoa; Nematoda; Chromadorea; Rhabditida; Oxyuridae
Source: the annotation of a GenBank genome assembly
AUGAGUUCGGAAUUGCCGGUGUCGACAUCGGUGCAAAAGCCUAAACAACAGUCGUCGCCAUUUCUUUUCUGUAUUUUAAUUUUUUUUGCUCUAGUGCUUGUUGGAUUUAUUAUUGCCUUCAUAUUAAUUGCUGUUAACCAAGGAACGAAGCCAUCGCAGACGAACGUUCCAUCUAAGCCAAUUUUUCAGAAACGACCUGCUGAAGCUAACGAGGCUGUCAGGUUAAGAUUACCAACUAGUAAUGAAAAAACUGUUCAUAAGUCACCUGAUGAAUUCUCGUCAUCUCAUAACGGAAAUGCCGUUCAAUAUGCUGCUACAGAACAACUACAGGAUGCCACUUUUCCAAUUAAAACUAGUACUGCGGCAACGUUAGAUAAAGAAAUUUCCACAAAUCCAGCGUUAUUCGCAAGGAAAGCUGUUAAAAACGAAAAACAGCAGUUUUCUUCAGCUGAAAAUUCUUUGAUGACUUCCGCCAUAGAUGUAGAUGACAAUUCGAAUGACGAUAAAGCACGUUCUUCUUCAACAACUGCAGCUGUUACUGCUGUCGAUGCAGCAUCUGGAGUUUCAGCACCCUCUUCAUACAACAGUAACAGUAAUGUACGUCCUAUUCCUGUUUUUACUGGAGGAAGGACUCCUGAAAAAACUACAGUCAGGCUUUACGAAAAGUCAAACGAUGAAAAAGGCAGCACUGCCAUUGAACCAGAUCUAAAGGUUAGAUUGCCAAUGCUGGUGCCAAAAAAUGCUGGUAUGAAGGGUUUUUUGUCAGAUGUGGAUAAUUCAGCAACUGCUUCUGAGGAUUCAGUAGAGGAGGAUAUCUUGGAGCAUUCUUAUGAAAGUGGUUCUUCACCUGAUUACAAGGAGAAAGUUAAUUCUUUUGGAAUACAGAGGAAGAGUGAAGCACUGCAACGAGUUUCUACAAGUAGCUUCUUGACGGCCACAGCUGAAUACGGUGCCAAAGGUGGCAGUAACGUACCUUCUUCUGAGAAUACUGCAUUUGUAACGCCAGAAACUGUAAUGUCAUAUUUUGAGUUCAAAAAGUUUCUUAAUUCAGUCGCUGCGUCAACUAAGUCACCAAAAGCAGAAUUUAUACCUUCUAAUACUACUGCCGUCGCACCUAGUGGAGAAAAUUUAGAAAAGCAUAACAGUUUUGGAAUUCCUGUAAAUUCAAAUUUGGCUACUUCACAGCAGGUUUGUAUUCCAUUUUUUCAUUAA